UUGAUUUCACAGUAGGAAGAGUGAGAGACUGCAUCAGCCUCUAAGCAGCACUACAUGUUCCAUACAUUAGCAGUACUGCUGAAACAAUGGCACAGUACAGACACAUAUUUUCAUUAAGGUCAUUUUCGAAGAGAUGUUUAUGAUCCUCUUCCCCCAGUCCUCUACUAACAAGUGAGCAAAAUGAAUCAAUCAAAACUGGAAACGCUUCACUACAGCAAGAAUUUAUCAAAUCUUUAGCGGAGGACCCACAGCAGCUAAUUCAGUAUUUACAACUGACAAUAUGAAGAAUGCAACUGAUCGAGUACCAUCGUAGCUGUCUGAGCCACGAACUGCAGGAUAUUCUUAACACAUGAUUUUAAGACAUUAAGGAGUUAAAACCAGGGACUAGUCUACAUUACUGCUGGAAUAUAAAAAGUCAACAGUAUCCUAAGAAGAUGCUAGAUAAAAUAGUCACAAAAAGAAAAACAAUAUAACUGUAAAAGCUUGAAAACAAAAUGGUGAGCAUUUUAAAGGGAGAUUUUAUACUUUAAUACACCGGAAUUGUGGAAGCUGAUUAUUGAAGAAACAAUGAAGCAUGAAAUUCCAAAAGGAGAAUGUACAUACUUUACCAGCAAACUAAAUGAAGAUUUAACAAGUGUUUUUUUCACUAAAUAUUCAGAUAUUCAUAUCAAUUGAUAUGACUAAUGGAUUUUUCUAUCUGAGGUUUAUGGCCAAUUAUGUAUCCUCUUCUAAUGAAAACAAACCAAAUUAAAUAGCAGAUGGUUUUUAUCAAAAGAACAUGGACUGGAUUUAAAAUAUAAAGCAAGUUAUAUGAUCAAGAAAUUGUUUCAAAAUAAUGAGGACUGCUAGAGAAACAGAUUUACAGUUGUAAUGAAAGAAUGUCUAAAUACAUUUUAGAAGCUAAAAACCUCAUGUUUCCUUUUUUGUUUUCACAUAUUUUGGAAAAUAAAGAGACACUAUCAUAUAUUCCCUCAAAGGGAAACAUCAUUCCUAUCAUUUGAGGAAGUUUUCUCUUGAUCACGACUUUUUAAAGCAAAGCAAACAACAUUUUAUGUACUAGUCUUUAGAAAUGCAUCAGCCAACUAAAUCUCACAAUUCAUGCAGUUGAAGUACUGGAGAGAAAAUGAAAGAAUUCCUACAAGAGAUGAAAUUAAACACAGCUACUUCACUGAUGUCAGGUGAAAACUCACGUCAAAUAUCUGUUAAUGACAUCAUGUAUCAAUUUGUGAAAAACUGUCAUAGUGAGCCAAAAGGCCCAUAAGGCAACAGCAAACAGGGAAAAAAACAACUACUGCAAAAGAAUGUGCUUUUCUCCCAUUCUGGAAGUCAACAUGCAGUCUGAAUCUAACAUUACAGUACGAGAUGACAUCAAUGACAUCAACACCAAUAUGUACCAACCACUAUCAUAUCCAUUAAGCUUUCAAGUGUCUCUCACAGGAUUUCUUACAUUAGAAAUUGUGUUGGGACUCGGCAGCAACCUUACCGUUUUGGUACUUUACUGCAUGAAAUCCAACUUAAUCAACUCUGUCAGUAACAUUAUUACAAUGAAUCUUCAUGUACUUGAUGUAAUAAUCUGCGUGGGAUGUAUUCCUCUAACUAUAGUUAUCCUUCUGCUUUCACUGGAAAGUAACACUGCUCUCAUCUGCUGUUUCCACGAGGCUUGUGUAUCUUUUGCAAGUGUCUCAACAGCAAUCAACGUUUUUGCUAUCACUUUGGAUAGAUACGACAUCUCUGUAAAACCUGCAAACCGAAUUCUGACUAUGGGCAGAGCUAUAAUGUUAAUGAUAUCCAUAUGGAUUUUUUCAUUUUUCUCUUUCCUGAUCCCCUUUAUUGAGGUAAAUUUUUUCAGUCUUCAAAGUGGAAAUACCUGGGAAAACAAGACACUUUUGUGUGUCAGUACAAAUGAAUACUAUACUGAACUGGGAAUGUAUUAUCAUCUGCUAGUACAGAUUCCAAUAUUUUUUUUUACUGUCAUGGUAAUGUUAAUCACAUACACCAAAAUACUGCAGGCUCUUAACAUUCGAAUAGGCACAAGAUUUUCAACAGGGCAGAAGAAGAAAGCAAGAAAGAAAAAGACAAUUUCUCUAACCACACAGCAUGAGACUACAGACGUGUCACAAAGCAGUGGAGGGAGAAAUGUAGUGUUUGGUGUAAGAACUUCUGUUUCUGUAAUAAUUGCCCUCCGGCGAGCUGUGAAACGACACCGUGAGCGACGUGAAAGGCAAAAAAGAGUUUUCAGAAUGUCUUUAUUGAUUAUUUCUACCUUUCUUCUCUGCUGGACACCAAUUUCUGUUUUAAAUACCACCAUUUUAUGUUUAGGCCCAAGUGACCUUUUGGUAAAAUUACGAUUGUGUUUUCUAGUCAUGGCUUAUGGAACAACUAUAUUUCACCCUUUAUUAUAUGCAUUCACUAGACAAAAAUUUCAAAAGGUCCUGAAAAGUAAAAUGAAAAAGCGAGUCGUUUCCAUAGUGGAAGCUGAUCCUAUACCUAAUAAUGCUAUAAUACACAACUCUUGGAUAGAUCCUAAACGGAACAAAAAAAUUACCUUUGAAGAUAGUGAAAUCAGAGAGAAAUGUUUAGUACCUCAGGUAGUCACAGACUAGGGAAAAGUCUAAGUUUCACCAAAUCUAUGUUCAGACGAGUUUCAAAUUUAAAUUGUAAAAAAUGAAAUUACUGCCAAAUAUAAGAAAAAACAUUUUAAGUAUUAUGUUGUAAAUUUUCAAUGUAAAUGUCAAUUAGAUUAGAUCAUAUAUACAGUUCAUUACUUAAUGUUAUUUGUUGCAUGGCAGUUUGUUGAAGUAAUAUCAUGUGUAUGUUUUGUCAAUAGUAUGUCCACAGAAGACAUUCA
Messenger RNA from Choloepus didactylus (southern two-toed sloth), 2848 nucleotides. It is a transcript of the gene GPR22, whose product is annotated as G protein-coupled receptor 22. The transcript is spliced from 3 exons. The coding region runs from base 1302 to 2603 and encodes 433 amino acids. Lineage: Eukaryota; Metazoa; Chordata; Mammalia; Pilosa; Megalonychidae. Gene Ontology annotation, molecular function: G protein-coupled receptor activity; peptide binding. The record is from RefSeq and is a predicted model, not a curated record. Gene Ontology annotation, cellular component: membrane. Gene Ontology annotation, biological process: G protein-coupled receptor signaling pathway.